Molecule: messenger RNA, 771 nt
Organism: Penicillium paradoxum
Lineage: Eukaryota; Fungi; Ascomycota; Eurotiomycetes; Eurotiales; Aspergillaceae
Exons: 3
Coding region: 1-771 (256 amino acids)
Source: RefSeq, a predicted model, not a curated record
AUGCGUUUCACGUCGCUCGUCACCCUGCUUCCUGCCCUGGCCAUGGCCCAGGAGCAGGCUCCUCUCGCUGAUCGCGUGCAGGGCUGGUUCAACCAGGUCAAGUCCUUCGUGCCGACAGCAGUCCCAGUUGCCCCUGUCGAGAAGCUGGCGGAGAAGGUCACCGAGAAGAACGUCACUCCAGUGACAAUGGAAAACUGGCAGUCCAUCCUCUCCCCGGGCCCUGAGCCGGAGAACUGGUUUAUCUACACCACCGGUGGUAACAAGACCUGCUUCGGUCGCUGCGGAACCGCAGACCAGGCAUUCAAGGAAUCCGUCCUUCUGUUCUCUGCCGAUCCUACCUCUCCUAACCUCGGAUUGUUGGACUGCGAAGCCAACCAGGUCCUGUGCGCCGCCUGGUCUGCCAGCGCUCCCUCCGUCAUGUACUACCAGGUCCCCAAGGAGCAGCCCGCCGGCGAGGAGCGUGCCCCUACUCCUCUUCACAACCUGUACUUGAACAGCACUACAGUCACCGCCGAUACCAUCUACAACCUUCACGCCGAGAAGAACUACGAGAAGUUCCCCGCUUACGAGGGCGCUCUCCACCCCAUCGACGGCUGGGUCGCCAAGUACCAGCUCAGCAUCCCCAUGGGUUACGUGAUCUGGGGUCUCGGUGCUGUUCCCAGCUGGUUGUUCAUGAUUGGUAUCAGUUUCUUCAGCCGUACCAUGAUGGGCCGUCGCAUGGGUCCUACUGGAAAUGCCCCUCGUGCUGCUCCUGCUGGUGGCGCAAACUAA